AUGGAGGACGAUGCUAUAGGACAAGUGUCCGUCAGGUUCAAAGGAGAGAACGGUGAUGAGCUUGGUGGUGCUGGAAUUCUUCUGCCAACAUCCGUCACUUCAAAUCAGUUGCAAAUUUUGUGUAAUCAGUUACUGGAAAGCAGCCAUGUUUUCUUAGUGAGGAUCCAGUGCCUAUCUCCUUUUACGGAAGAUGGGAUCGAAAUUGUUGGCAGCAUUGAGAAAAGCUUAGAUAAGAUCGACUUCGAAAAGACGCUAUGCCUCGUUUAUCAACCUCAAGCUGUUUUUCGUGUUCAACCAGUGACACGAUGCUCGUCAAGUAUGCCUGGUCAUGGAGAGCCAGUUAUUUCUGCUCAGUUCAGUCCUGACGGCAGAGGACUCGCUAGCGGAUCGGGUGACACAACUGUGAGGAUAUGGGAUAUAGACACAGAAUUGCCUCUUUUCACUUGCAAAGGGCACAAGAAUUGGGUUCUAUGCAUAGCGUGGUCCCCAGAUGCCAAAAAAAUCGCCUCCGCAUGCAAAAAUGGACAGGUACGAAUGUUAUCGGGCAAGUCGUGUAGCUACUGUGAAUAUUAUGAUAUGGGAUGCAGCUACAGGCAUGCAAUUAGGGAAAAACUUUGGUGCGGCAUAAAGCAGUGGAUCACCCAUUUGGCCUGGCAACCAAUGCAUAAGGACCCCAGUUGUAGGUUUCUCGCGAGUGCUGGUAAGGACGGUAAUAUUCUCAUCUGGGAUACCAUCAAGGGAACUGUGGAGCGUUCUCUCAGUGGUCACACAGCCUGCGUAACAAGCAUACGAUGGGGCGGUGAAGGACUAAUUUAUUCAGGAUCUCAGGUAAAUUCUGCGUACUAA
Molecule: messenger RNA, 846 nt
Organism: Cooperia oncophora
Lineage: Eukaryota; Metazoa; Nematoda; Chromadorea; Rhabditida; Trichostrongylidae
Source: the annotation of a GenBank genome assembly